AUGUUCGUGGAGCGCCGUUUGCCCACCGUCCACCGACUAGGGGAGCCUGUGGAGUCUUCUUUGAACCAGACUCACGAGCACUGGUCCGUUGAACCGCGCUCCGCCAUGGCUGCGUCGUCGCACAACCCAUAUCCACGAUCUCCUAAUCCCUCCACCAGGUCGUACGACUCAUCUUCAGUCUCCUCUGCCACAUCUCCGAGACAACCUGCCCAGUACAUCCCGCGAGGUCUGAUGAACACUGGAGCGAGAACAACUGCGGCACCACCUCCUCAGCCCAUUGGCAUCCCACCUCUACCGCCAAUGAACCAAAACGCCUUUACGCCUUACACACCAGUGACUGCUGGCUCAAUGAUGGGCCGCGACUCUCUGCCAUCGGCCGAUUCCGUGGCAAGCACACCUGGCCCGUCAACAGCUUCACUACCCCCAAUUUCCCAAGCUCAGAAGAGGGCGUACAGGCAGAGAAGGAAGGACCCGAGCUGCGAUGCAUGCCGUGAGAGAAAGGUCAAAUGCGACGCUACAGAGACAACGAGUUGUUCGGAGUGUUCAAGCCGCAAUGUCAAGUGCCAAUUUACAAAAGAGACUAACCGACGGAUGUCCUCGAUCAAGCAGGUGCAGGACCUAGAGAAGCAGAUGGAACGCCUCAGGCGGGACAAUCUCAACUUGAAGAGAGCGCUCCAGGAGCGGGACGGUGCGAUGGACGUGGAUCCGGAUGGUCUUGAGCAGUUGCCCCUUCAGCUACCGGAGCUAGGAGUCGAGAUCAAGCGAAGAAAGCGGCCAGCCCCUAUUCACGACUUGGCGCGGGCAAGAUCGAAUAUGCGCAUUUUCUCCAGAGGCAUCUGGAAAGCACCUGCUCAGUACCGCCAGGCACCUUCGACGCCAUUGUUUGAUCCUCAGAGACCAGACUUGCCUCCCAGGCAGACGACUGACCAGCUCCUGCACACCUACUACGGCUCCGCGCACACCAUGUUCCCUAUCCUUCAUUGGCCAACAUUUCAGAUGGGAGUCGAAGACCUCUACAGAAUCGGCAACACGAAGUCCGUGCAGCCGGCAUGGUUAUCAACGUUCUUCGCGGCUCUGGCACUCGGCAGCCUAUUCACCCAGGAUCCCCAUCGCGCAUUCCGGGCGGCGGAACUACUGGAAGUUGCCAGGGGCAUGAUCGACCCUUGGAACAACGACUACGUCCUUGACAACGUACGCGCACUGCUUCUCGUUACUCUCUGUCUCAACGAGAUGAACCAGAAGUCUGCUGCCUGGACAUGGCUGGGCACGGCAGUACGAGCUGGACAAGACUUGGAAUUGUACUCGGAAUCCGGACCGUGGCCUGUGAUUGAAGGCGAAACGCGACGGCGGGUAUGGUGGACGAUCUAUAUACUGGACAGAAGUCUGGCUCUCGACCUUGGCCGCCCGGUGCUAAUCGACGACACUGACUGCGACGUGUCGCUCCCGGCCCCGGUGGACGACCAUUAUAUUCACGAGGGAGGCAUUAUGGUUCCUCCCGGCCGCGAGCCCCUGAACCACUCCCUCUUGGCUGUUAUCAACGUCGUCAGGUCAUAUUCUUCUUUGAUCAAGACACUGGCUGCCCCAAUCGUGGUGCCCACCAGGCUCGCAACCUUCGAGACGCACUUCAACGCCUGCCAUGCACAAUUCCCUCAAGUAUGCGACACAGCCAGCACAGGGCAAAUAUCGCCUCACCUCCUGACGCCCUACACCUACCUUCUCCACGCUCGUCUCGCAUUACACCGCCACAACCUGGCUCCGACUUGCCCGUCCGAUGUACGUCUUGCUGCCAUGGAGCAAUGUACUCACAUUGCUCUUGAAACAGCGUCGCUCCUUUCGCGUGCAACCCCGACCCUUGCCGACGGCGCUACUGCUCUCCUCACCACCCACACGUUCCGCUGUGCCCUCUUUCUCCUUCUGGCAGGAUACUGGGACCAUGCAACGACGUGUCUGCGUGCUCUAGCGACCAUAGACUCGAAACGCGAUGUUGCCAUCCCCUGUGGACGAUUCCUCGCCUUCUUCGUAUCUACACUAGGCACAAAGCGCUCCGAGUAUGCGGCAUUUGUCGCCCGCACGACGCCUCCGAAACCAUUUGCCCCACCUCCUCCACCCCAUGGCCGUUCCGGACCUACCCCGCUGCAGGAGGCUCUGAUGCAGGAUGAGGAGCUCCUGGCAUAUGUCAGCGCCGAUCUGCAGGCGGCGCCAGACUCGGCUUGGGUCUGGGCCGGCGGCGAGCGCGAGGCCAUCCUCUCCCCGACCUCCCCCGGAUCGAUCACAGCUUCUGGCGGUGCCAGCAGCGGGCUCUUCAGCGCUGAGCAAAGAACUGGCUUGAGCGAGGAGGAAGUCAAGGAGUGGGGAGGGUGGGAGCGCCUUGAGGCAGCCUUGCGAGGGCUGGCCUCGGGCAACACUACGCCCACGCCGACAUCCGCGACUUGGACAUCUGCUCUACCGGCCGGGAUCAAGACCGAAGGCACGCCGACGUUACCGAGCAUAAUCCCUGGCCCCGGCGAAGGCAGCAGCACCAACAGCCCAACAACGAGCACCAAGGGCCGGCCCCAGGACAGGUUGAGCAUCGCAAACAUCAUCUAG
Molecule: messenger RNA, 2586 nt
Organism: Colletotrichum abscissum
Lineage: Eukaryota; Fungi; Ascomycota; Sordariomycetes; Glomerellales; Glomerellaceae
Product: fungal specific transcription factor domain-containing protein
Exons: 1
Coding region: 1-2586 (861 amino acids)
Biological process (GO): DNA-templated transcription; regulation of DNA-templated transcription
Cellular component (GO): nucleus
Molecular function (GO): zinc ion binding; DNA binding; DNA-binding transcription factor activity, RNA polymerase II-specific
Source: RefSeq, a predicted model, not a curated record